ACUGUUAUUUAUGUGACAUGUAAUAUGUAACCUCAAAAUUGGGAGAAAGUUUUGAAAACAAAACUUGAUAUUUAUUAAUAAUACUCAUUAAUUAGAAAUAAAGAUUAAAUACUCAUUUUCGUGUUUAAAAAUUUUAUUUGACUUGAUUUCACUUAUUAAAUUCUAUUAUUAUUAUUCGAACAAAAUGGGGUUACUUAGAUCUAAAGGAUACCAAGAUAUAGAUGCAGAAAAUAAAUCUAAUAUAUCUAGAAAUACUGUUUUAGUAGACCCAGAAUGCCAAAUUCCACAGGAAAUAGAAAUGGCUUCAGUAUCUGUCGUACCAGAUGAUACAUUUACCAUUACUCAGGCAGUUAACGCUUUGGGUUUUGGUUGGUUCCAAGUCAAGUUAUCUUUAUGGACGGGCUUAUGCUGGAUGGCCGAUAGCAUGGAAAUGACAAUUUUAUCUAUAUUAUCGCCAUCUCUUCAUUGUGACUGGCAUAUAACUAGAUAUCAACAAGCUCUAACUACAACUGUAGUCUUUUUAGGAAUGAUGCUGUCUUCGACUUUUUGGGGAAAUCUCAGUGAUAGAUAUGGAAGAAAGCAUGCCUUAUCCCUAUGUGCUGUAUUACUAUUUUAUUAUGGUAUUCUUAGUUCACUGGCACCUAGCUUUACAUGGAUACUAUUUCUCAGAGGUCUUGUUGGCUUUGCUGUUGGUUGUACCCCUCAAUCAGUUACCCUGUAUGCUGAAUUUUUACCUACAAAACAGAGAGCUAAAUGUGUUGUUUUGCUUGAUUGCUUCUGGGCAUUAGGUGCAUGCUUUGAAGUGGUACUUGCUCUAAUUGUGAUGCCAACUUUAGGUUGGAAAUGGUUACUUGCUUUGUCCACUAUUCCUCUACUAUUGUUUGCUCUCAUUUGUCCAUGGUUACCUGAAUCUGCUAGAUAUCAUGUGGCAAGUGGACAAACUGAUAAAGCUUUAGAAACUCUAGAGAAAAUCGCUAAAGACAAUGGAAAACCAAUGUUAUUAGGAAGAUUGGUUGUAGAUGAUGCAUUUAAUGCACCUUCACAUAGAGGUCGGUUUAGAGAUUUGUUGGUUCCUGUUCUCAGGAGAACAUCACUGUUGUUAUGGUUUAUAUGGAUGGCUUGUGCAUUUUGUUACUAUGGACUUGUUCUAAUGACGACACAACUUUUUGAAGCAUCAAAUUCUUUAUGCUCUUCUGAACCAACCAAUCAGUUAAAGUUUGAAACAUGUGCAGCAGAAUGUAAACAACUUCAAACAACUGACUAUAUGGAUCUUUUGUGGACCACAUUGGCAGAAUUUCCAGGAAUUUUUAUAACAAUAUUCAUAAUAGAAAGAUUUGGAAGAAAGAGAACAAUGGCAGUGCAAUUCAUUAUUUAUGCCGUCUGUUGUAGUAUAUUGAUGAUUUGUACCACUAGACGAUCAUUCUUGACUGUGAUGUUGUUCUUCGCAAGAGGUAUUAUAGCAGGAGUAUUUCAAGCUGCUUAUGUCUACACCCCGGAAGUUUACCCAACUUCACUAAGAGCAGUUGGAGUUGGCUCUUGUUCUGCUAUGGCAAGACUUGGAGCUAUGGUGACGCCAUAUGUAGCUCAGGUAUUACUUAAAAGCUCGUUGUCUUUAGCCAUCACUAUAUAUACAAUUGCUGCUCUCUCUGCGGCAGUAGCAUGUAUGCUAUUACCAAUUGAAACAAAUGGAAAAGAACUGACAGAAAGUGUACCACCUCGAGUAACAAAUAGAACUAGCAAACAUAAAAGCGAUCUAUAAUGACUUUUCAUUAAUUAAUGAUAAUUAAAAAAAAAUUUAGAAAUGAAAAUGAAUCCGUC
This is a messenger RNA of Harmonia axyridis, 1818 nucleotides long. RefSeq names its product synaptic vesicle 2-related protein. The record is from RefSeq and is a predicted model, not a curated record. Gene Ontology annotation, molecular function: transmembrane transporter activity. The transcript has 11 exons. Bases 185 to 1759 code for a protein of 524 amino acids. Gene Ontology annotation, cellular component: membrane. Gene Ontology annotation, biological process: transmembrane transport. Lineage: Eukaryota; Metazoa; Arthropoda; Insecta; Coleoptera; Coccinellidae.